GUUAUCAGAAUUUUGACAAAUUACUUGAUAAGAAAUGGUGAUGGUUUGUUAUUGAUAUGUUCAAUUACAAAUUUAUAUUAAAUCAUUAAAGCAGUAAAAGUAUUGUCAAACUAAAUACUUCGAUAAUGGAGGACGUUGCGCGUUUAGCGGUGGUCGAACAAACAAUAAAUGAUAAAGAUAAAUUUAAUAAAAUUCUUAUUGAACUUUUGCAACACAUAGAUAACAUUUUAGAAAAUCCCCACGACUUGAAUCAUCGAAUAUUAAGAAGUCCAUAUUUAAAGAAAGCUUUGGAAUAUGGAGCUUUCUGUGAAUAUCUGAAAUACGUGGGAUAUAAACUUGUGAAUCAUGACUAUAUAUACCCAAAAGAGCAAAGUCUCGGCAAAUUGAGAUUUGCUCAGUCUGCUCUCCAGAGGAAGAUAUCAAUCUGCUACGGCUCCAAGCAAGGAUUUGAGAUACAAAAGACUUCAUGUUAUAUGAAGAACAAUGAACAUUACUUGAAGCCAGUUUAUUUGGAAACAGGAGUCCCACUAUUCAACAGAAUAGAAAUGUUAUUCAACAAUGUACUGCUUUAUGAGAAAGAUGAUGUGCAGGACAAGGCUAGAGAAUUGAUUCCACUUAUCUCAUUAGAGCUAAGAGCUACCGAAAGAGUAAGAGAACAUCAGAGAAAGUUGAAAAUUGGUGAAAUCAAGGGCGACGAUUUGACGUUUGAAAUAGCUCUCUUAUACGAGCUAAUGGUGUGGUUCAAGUUUGAAUUCUUUGAGUGGAUAGAUAAACCGGACUGUGAGUUCUGCGGAGAAUCUACCGCUCUCUCCUCCAUUGACCAGAGGACGAUGGAGACAGAAUCGUGUACUGUUGAGGUGUUCAAAUGCACAAUUUGCGAGCGCGAGACGCUGUUCCCGCGGUACAACGACGUGCGCAGUCUGUUGCGCACGCGCCGCGGCCGCUGCGGCGAGUGGGCCAACUGCUUCGCGCUGCUCUGCCGCGCGCUCGGAUAUGACACGCGACACGUCUUUGACACCAACGACCAUGUCUGGGUCGAGGUCUUCGAUUAUUCGGCGGACAAGUGGCUGCACGUGGACCCGUGCGAGUGCAUAGUGGACGCGCCGCUGGUGUACAGCUGCGGCUGGGGCACGCGCCUCGCCUACGUCAUCGCGGUGUCGCGUGACGACCUGCAGGACGUCACCUGGCGGUACACUAUCAAGCACAAGCAGGUGAUGCGGCGCCGCACGCUGUGCGCGGAGUCUGACCUGGUGUGGUACAUGAUGUCGCUGCGCGGCGCGCGCCACGCGCAGCUGUCGCCCGCGCGCGUCGACUACCUCACCAAGCGCACUCUCAAGGAGCUCGUGCAGCUUAUGAAGGAAAGGGAGCCGAGUGAAUACGAGAAGAACGGGCGCAUGUCGGGCGCGCUGGAGUGGCGCGACGAACGCGGCGAGGUGGGCGUGCCCAGACACAGCUUCCAGUUCGUGAAGCCCGGCGCGUACAGCAUACACUACCAUACCGCCGCGGACGAGUACCGCGUCUUCUGCGACGGUAAAAUAGAGACCGUCAUCGAAUCCUACCUUGAAGGUGCUUACGACAACCAGCACAUCUUCAGGAAAGUCGAGAAAGACUGGAAGCAGGUCUACUUGGCGAGAUAUGAGCGCGAGGAGAAGGGUCAGAUAUCAUGGAAGCUGGAGGUGGAGUACGACGACCUGGUGAUGGAGGACCUGAUAGUGGUGGCGUUCUCUACCACCUUCGACGAUGGUGUGGUGCGCGGCUCCGUGCAGAUCGACAACGACCCACCGCAAUACUUCAGUGUCGACGGUGGGAUAAAGUUUUCGCGUCAAUUUAAAUGUGCGGUGGUGACGUGCGAGCUGAGCGGCGGCUCCGGCGACUGCAGGUACCAGCAGGCACAACUCUUCCGACAGAAAACCACCGCCAAAGAACCACUUUUCAAAAUAGUCACCAACGUCAUCUAUAAAACUAAUUAAAAAUGAUGUAAACCGAAAGUAGUACAUAUUAAUGGUGAAUUUCUCAUAAAAAAUUGGUAGAUGAUGGUAGAGAAGGGGAAAUCUAUCUGUCCCCUUCUCUGUCGUUAACACUUCCCUUUUUAUUUCUAAAUACAUCUAGAGUAUUAGUGAAAAUGAAAGUACAUUUUAAUAGAAUCGAUUACUGUAUGAAAUUGAUAUUUGUACAGUCAGCUACAUGUACAUUUACUAGACUUAAUUAAACUUGUAGCUUUUUUAAAAAUUCGUUUGUAGACUGUUGUUUGUAGACGUAGCCAGAUUAUUCACGAAUAUGCGAUUUUAUAUACCGAAGGCGUAUAAAAGAUUUUAAAGUCUAUCGCACAACAGGGAAUAUGCAUUUUUUUAAACGAUUCUACUUGUUAUGAAAUAACC
Messenger RNA from Papilio polytes (common Mormon), 2378 nucleotides. It is a transcript of the gene Pngl, whose product is annotated as peptide-N(4)-(N-acetyl-beta-glucosaminyl)asparagine amidase. The coding region runs from base 126 to 1970 and encodes 614 amino acids. Gene Ontology annotation, biological process: protein quality control for misfolded or incompletely synthesized proteins; protein deglycosylation; glycoprotein catabolic process. The transcript is spliced from 10 exons. NCBI's taxonomy places the organism in Eukaryota, Metazoa, Arthropoda, Insecta, Lepidoptera, Papilionidae. Gene Ontology annotation, cellular component: cytosol; cytoplasm; nucleus. The record is from RefSeq and is a predicted model, not a curated record. Gene Ontology annotation, molecular function: peptide-N4-(N-acetyl-beta-glucosaminyl)asparagine amidase activity.